AUGCGAAAGGUCCUUUCACCUGCAUUUUCAACAUUAAAGAAGACAAAUUUCUCAACAACCAGUGCUAUCUUUGCACCAAGAGUCCAAAAACCAGCUCCAGAUUUCUCUGGCACAGCUGUUGUCAACGGAGAAUUUAAAGAAGUUAAACUAUCAGAUUACUCUGGAAAAUAUGUUGUUUUGCUUUUCUACCCUCUGGACUUCACAUUUGUCUGUCCAACGGAACUGAUUGCAUUUAGUGACAAGCACAACGAAUUUCGUAACAUACAAUGUCAAGUUAUUGGUGUUUCUACAGACUCGGAGUUUAGUCAUUUAGCUUGGACCAACACACCUAGAAAGGAUGGUGGGUUAGGUAAAUUAGAAAUUCCACUACUGGCGGAUUAUAAGAAGAAAGUUUCACAAGAUUAUGAAGUUCUCCUUGAUGAAGGUUUUGCAUUACGAGGUCUGUUCAUCAUAGAUGGAAAUGGUGUUCUGAGGCACAUGUCUGUCAAUGACUUACCAGUUGGCAGGUCUGUGGAGGAGACUCUGAGAUUGGUCAAAGCUUUCCAGUUUGCUGACAAACAUGGGGAAGUAUGCCCAGCCAAUUGGAACCCAGAAACAAACUCUGCCACCAUCAAGCCGAGCCCCGCUGAGAGCAAAGAAUACUUCCGAAAGGCAAACUAG
This is a messenger RNA of Parnassius apollo (apollo), 660 nucleotides long. The record is from the annotation of a GenBank genome assembly. NCBI's taxonomy places the organism in Eukaryota, Metazoa, Arthropoda, Insecta, Lepidoptera, Papilionidae.